Molecule: messenger RNA, 921 nt
Organism: Metopolophium dirhodum (rose-grain aphid)
Lineage: Eukaryota; Metazoa; Arthropoda; Insecta; Hemiptera; Aphididae
Exons: 1
Coding region: 1-921 (306 amino acids)
Molecular function (GO): catalytic activity
Source: RefSeq, a predicted model, not a curated record
AUGCUGCAGGUGAAUCUUAACCACUGCUGGACGGCACAGCAACUCCUGGCCCAAACAGUCGUCGACCGGAACAUCGAUGUUCUACUCAUCUGCGACUACUACCGGGGCUUUGGUGACGACCCACGUUGGGUCGACAGUGCUGACCACAAGUGCGGGUUGCUCGUCACCAGUCGUCGCGCAAUGCCCAUCACGGACAAAGGAGCCGGAGCAGGCUACGCUUGGGCCAGGAUUGGCGGCACCUACUAUUUCAGCUGCUACUGGACGCCGAAUUGCACACUGCAGGAAUUCGACAACUUCCUAAACGGAGUUGAAUGGGCCAUUUGGAAUUCGGUGGACAACCUACUUGUUGCUGGCGACUUCAACGCCCACUUGUCGGAAUGGGGUUCUGCUAGGGACGAUGCUAGGGGCUCGCUGUUGUCCGGCUUAGCAUCAUCUCUGGGCCUUCUAGCUUACAACGUGGGCUCUGAGCCAACUUACAGCCGAGUCAAUGCGGAGUCGGUCAUCGAUGUGACAUUUGCUCGCUUCCUACCGAACGCAAAUCCCCUAGUCGAGAACUGGUCUGUCCUCACGGAUCUUGACUCAGCCAGUGACCACUCCUACGUGGAGUUUAGUGUGAUUUAUUUGUUUGGAGCUUCAGCCGCGGCACCGGUCGUCCACCCUGGGGCAGCCAAAGCCUGGGCGACCAAGAAGCUCUCCCCUGUUGCCCUCGAAGAACAUUGGAGACGCACUAGAGGGGCUUCACUUCCACUACCAACGUCCGCGCCCGCUGAGGAUCAUGUGGCCCAGCUACAACAGUACCUAGUUGACUCCUGCGACGCCGCGAUGCCACGCAGAACCAUAUUCCAGGGAAAGAGAGCAGUGCACUGGUGGUGCAAGGAAAUCGCGGAGUUGCGGAAAUCAUCCAUCGCUGCCCGUAGAUGA